CGGACCGCCACCGGACGAGCCGGCACUUCUCAGCCAGUUCCUCUCCGAUCACUGCCCACCGCCAGCCACACAGCAGCCACCAUGGUUAAGGAAUUCGCAGGCAUCAAGUACAAGCUCGACUCGCAGACCAACUUUGAGGAGUACAUGAAGGCCAUCGGUGUGGGCGCCAUCGAGCGGAAGGCAGGUCUGGCGCUGUCGCCGGUGAUCGAGCUGGAGAUCCUGGACGGUGACAAGUUCAAGCUCACCUCCAAGACUGCCAUCAAGAACACCGAGUUCACCUUCAAGCUGGGCGAGGAGUUCGACGAGGACACCCUGGACGGCCGCAAGGUCAAGUCCAUCAUCACUCAGGACGGACCCAACAAGCUUGUCCACGAGCAGAAGGGCGACCACCCCACCAUCAUCAUCCGCGAGUUCUCCAAGGAACAGUGCGUUAUCACGAUUAAACUGGGCGACCUGGUGGCAACGAGAAUAUACAAGGCCCAGUAAACGGGCACCCGUCCCACCGACUUCCUUUGUUUUCAGCAUUAAAUGUAAUUUUCAGUUUACUGUGUGAUCCGAAGUUAUUGUUUGCUUUUUUUAAAGUAAUAUGUGCUUGGUGUGUAUCUAAUUAAAUCAUUUUUUACAAUUUCACAAA
This is a messenger RNA of Schistocerca serialis cubense, 634 nucleotides long. Its product is annotated as fatty acid-binding protein, muscle. Gene Ontology annotation, molecular function: fatty acid binding. The transcript is spliced from 3 exons. NCBI's taxonomy places the organism in Eukaryota, Metazoa, Arthropoda, Insecta, Orthoptera, Acrididae. The record is from RefSeq and is a predicted model, not a curated record. The coding region runs from base 82 to 486 and encodes 134 amino acids. Gene Ontology annotation, biological process: fatty acid transport. Gene Ontology annotation, cellular component: nucleus; cytosol.